Messenger RNA from Guillardia theta CCMP2712, 3987 nucleotides. RefSeq lists its product as hypothetical. The transcript has 12 exons. Lineage: Eukaryota; Cryptophyceae; Pyrenomonadales; Geminigeraceae. The record is from RefSeq and is a predicted model, not a curated record. Bases 1 to 3987 code for a protein of 1328 amino acids.
AUGUCAAACAAGUAUGAAGACGAAUGCAUUCAAUUCAAAGUCUUUCUUAACUGCGACGCGAUUCUUGGAGCUGAGCUUUCGGUCUUGAAGUUCACAGAGAAAGAUGAGAUCUACGUCGCUGCAGCUCAUUUUGUGCGGUCAUUCUUCAAUCGUAAAGCCUUAGCCGUGAACAGCAUUGUCCACUACUCCUCUGCUGUGAUCGGAGAGCUGAAAAGGAGGGAGAAGUGGAAGGAGAGACUCAAAAUCAUCGCAGCACCUCAGGGCACGAGUGCUGUGGACCUCGUUUACCUCAAUGAGUUCAAAGAUGCAGUUCUUGGGAUCUUGUUCGAUGGGAACGCUCCAGGCCUGAAAUGUGGAUCGAAGGCAGGUCUAAAGGAAGGUAUCGAAAACUUGAGGAAAGAAGAUGUUUUGUUUGGAGCAACCAGCAGUCUGGAUGGAAUCAAUGAGGAAAUGAAUGUGAUCGAGUCUUACAUGUGUCGAAGAGAAGUCAAAUUACCAACAAUAGGGUUAACGAAGGACAUGCUAAAGAAUGACGAUAUGAUCCGUGAAGGUGAAGGCUUCAGGUUCUUGAGAGGAACGCAAGGAGGAUAUUUUCUGAUGUUAAAGGACAAAUGUUAUGGAAGGCAAAGAUCUUUGAUGCUUUUCAAGCGAGAGGAAAACAUUUUUUUCGUGUCUGCAAUAACUUUCAUGCAAUUUGCUCUCGGCCUUUCUCCUCUUCGUAAGGAAAAAACCAUCGAAAGGGUGAUGAAUGAGGUGUUUCAAUUCCGAACUUUCACGAACGAGAGAGUUGCGACGUUCAAUCUUACGGAUUUAGAUGAUAUCUUGAAAAAGGCGAAGACCAAAUUGGAAGAUUGUAAAUUGUGUGUGGAUGCAGAUUCUCGAUGGCUGGAAAACCAUGACUCGAACAAUGUGUACGAAAAUGAAAAUAACGAUUCCGGGGUUGAGAGGAAUCAAGAAAACUUGUCCAAUGUGGUUGUCAAGGAAUACUACUUCGGUCGUCUGAAGCAAGAUGGCCUAUUGGAGUUAUCUCGUCACAGUCGCUUUGUGACUAUCGCAUGCUUUGAAAAAGAUGGAGAAUGGAGUAUAAGCAAAACAGACUUCUUCUCUUUUAUCAACAACGAGGCAAGUUUCUCUGUUGAGCUUAGAAAGGCAAUUUUGAGAGCAAUCGGUGACAAAGGAGAAGAUGGUUCAGAUGAUUCUAUAAAAGUGAAGAAUUUGCAUGCGUGCUUGAAGGAUAUUGUUCGGAAUAUAUUGAAGGAACAACCUCUCAAAAUUCGUCAAAAGCCUAGAGAGCAAAUCAGACUAUUUCGUGAGAAAGCAAGACGAUUGGAUGAACACUGGUGUAACCUUGAGCGCCAUUUUGCUUCCUCUCAGGCCAACAAUCUUGAACAAAAUCGCGAUGAGAGUGUAAUGAGUGAGGGCUGCGGCGACCAAAUUCUGAUCUGUUUGCCAUUUCGUCGCACUACGAUGAUGGUAAACCGUUUCUGGAGGGACAAAGGAAAUGACUUUGCAACGCUGCAGGAUGAAAUAUUUAAUCUGAGGUGUUCAGAUUCUUCCAAGAGCGUCAAUGGCGACAAAUGUAGUAGUAUCCAUAGUACGUUUUACGAGGAAAUUGUAUCUAGGGUCCAGGAGGCUGCAUCUGUAAUAGACCAACCUUCAAAUUUUGAAAGAAAUAUUUCCUCUGAGAAUGAGGAACUAAGAUCUACGAAUGAGAAGGGUUCAGCAUCUGAAGAUGACUCUGUUGUUUAUGAUGCUGUCCCUGGAUCAAUCGAGUCAGAUGCGAGGAAGGCGACAGACAUGGGUCCGUCAACAAAUAUAGUGACAGCUGAACACAACACAGCAGAAGAAACUGUCGAUUCUUUGGAAGAGGACUUCCCGGUGGAAGUGGAAAGGGUUUUAUUCAAAGAGGAAGAGAGACACGUCUUGUACUACUGCAAAGAAUUUUUCAAGAGGGUCACGAGAGCUGAUAACACGGAACUUCACGUUCAUCUGGAUGUUCCUGAAACUCUCAACGACACAUGUGAAGUUGUGAAAUGUGUUGAGAUUGAUGAUCAUCUCUUCGCUCUCUCUCGAUCCUUUCUUCAUGCUAUCUCUGGUCAAAUCCAGUGGGAUGAGUUGCAGCAAGAAGAACAUUUGUGCAAGAUGACAGGUCGACAUCUGAUCAAGCUGGGAAGUGAAGAAGUCGAUGUGAUUGCGAUUGACAAGCUCCAUGAGACCCUGCAAGAUCUGAUCAGUGACGGGAUUACAAACAAAAGCUUCUUUCAACGAGCCAUAUUGCUAAACGACCAUUGGAUCGGUCUGCACCUCUUACACAAAGACAUGUGCAAUCUCUCCGUUACGUUGGAAGAUGAUGCUCUUGAUCAUACCAAUUUGCAAAAUGAAGACAUUCUUGAUUGCGAUCCAGUCCCUCUUGUCUUGGCCGAUACAGGAAGUACAGAAUCAACUCUCAUCGAGGUCAAGAAUGCAAGUUCAUCAUCACAGCCAGACCACCAUGGUCGUCAGAUAGAUGCUGAUAAUGAGGCAAGGGAUGCGGAUGUUGCGAUGAGUUGUGCAGAGUCUGGACGAUGGGCAGAAAAUGUUUCGUUGUGCUACGGAACGAUCAAUGGGUUUCCUGACUGUCCAACUUCGCACAGCCAGCUCACAAUCAUCAGGAUGGGGGUGGUGAAUGGCAAGAGCGCUGCGUGCGUAGGGGAUACUUCACAGCAUGCAGAUCACAGAAAUGAGUGGCAGACCUGCUAUCUUGCUAGUCAAAGGCACGAUGACAGUGAUCUCGACCCAUCCUACGAUGAAACAACGAAUACCCCUGCAAUGAGAAGGCUCAAGCGCUGUUUCUCGAAACAUGUCAAAACGAUCAAAACGCUGCGAAAGUGCUUAAAGAAACAUUUCUUGUCGAUUCAAGACAGUAAGGUGGACAUUGUGUACAGGGAGUGGAAAGAGUUGAUGCAUCAACACAAACAUGUCCUCCAAGUCAACUACUACAGCGCGAUUCUCCUCAAACAGCUACUGCAUCUGAUGCAAGAGUUGAACAAAAUCGACAAGCUGAAAACAGUCUUCAAGAAGAAGUUGAUGAGCACAAGAGAAGAGCAGGAGCAAGCCAGAGUGAUCCUCUCCGGCCUACAGAAUGCACACAGAGUGACUAAAGAAAGGAAGAACUCCCUCCCGGAAGCCACCAAAACCUUCAAGGAAACGUUCGGCAGCUUUGAGAUCGAGUUCGAGGCCUUGGACCUUCUGCAGGACAGGAAGAAAUGGAGCAAGGCAAAGUUGUUCAUGUGCAGAGACCUCGACCUGGUAUUCAUGCUCGACAAGCGAGUGGCCCCGGCUAGACCGAGUGAAGUCCUGCUCCAGGGCAGCGAGCACAUGGACAAGGAAACGGUCGACCAGGUAGAGGGACAGGAGGCUGCCCAUGAUCCUGCAGCUGAAAACUCUAAGGCUCGUGAAGAUGGUGGAGCACAGCGACCGACUGUAUCGCGAAAGCGAAAGUUGGCAGUGGACAGUGAAGGGUCGGAAUCGGGGCAAGAAAUAGCCAAGUGGCCAGCAGGAGCACCUUCAAGUUGUAAAUUAGGACAGCAGGAGAAACAGUUCAUGAUCGACGCAGAGAUCUAUGUGAACGAGGAGGAAGAGGUCCUAUCCCCCAAGCAGGUACAGUUCAUGGAGAAAUGGUGGAGCCAACGCCACGACUAUCGCUCGAAGGACAUUGAAGUGGGGAAGCUCCUGUGUGUGCUCUUCGAGGAGCGGGAAGAUGAUCUCGAAGAGAAUGCGAAGAAGCGGAAGAAGCCGGGGCGAUACCUUCUUAAACCCCAUCGUUGGUACGUAGGCAAGGUCGUGCAAGCAGAAGAUCCCCUCUUGCCCAAGUCCAAGUUUGCGGUUUUCUUUCCCUCCGACGGGAUGACUGAGGAAUUCAAGUACAAAGGCCUUGACAACAAGAUCUUCAGCUGGGAGGACUGGAAGGUACCCAAGACCUCUCCUUAUUGGAGGGGAAAGUGCUAG